CGAAUGUGAAGUAAAGGGGGCGGCGUCGACCAGCGAGGCAGCCUGUUUAUAAGCUGCGGGGAGCUGAAGCCUCUGACAGCUGCUGCUGAGCAUCGCGUGUUCACCUGUCGCCGUCUGAAGACUCCAAGUUUUCCGGAGGAGUUUGCUAACGUGAUCAAAAGGCCACUUUCAUCAUGGAUAUUACCAUUGUUAUGCUGGAUGGGACGUCCCACACCCUGACGGUGCACCCACAGGACACAGUGGGCUCUCUGAAAACACGCAUCCAGGAGAAACUCGGAGUCCCCGCACAGAGGCAGAAGCUGGUGUUUGUCAACGGCCAGAGGACACCUCUCAGCGACGACCUGAAGCCUGUCAGCGGCUACGGCUUGCGGCCUGGUUCCCAGGUGUCUCUGCUGGUGACACAGCCGGCCACCAUCCAGGUGCUCCUCAGAAACGAGAAGGGGCAGGUGAGCACCUAUGAUAUCAAACCCGACGAGACUGUGAGCGACUUCAAGAGCAAGGUCCAAUGCAGAGAGGGGGUCCCGGUGACCCAGCAGAGGCUCAUUUACCAAGGCAGGGAGAUGAUGAAUGGUAAACUUGCGGACUACAACGUCGAAGCGCUGAGCACCAUCGACCUGACGUUCCGUCUGAGAGGAGGCUGAGGACACUUCAUAUAUCAGAAAGUGAAUAAUUUGUACAUAGUUUUUUUCAAUAUAAAUGAAGUAUUUCUUAUUUAUUUGUAUUUCCAUUUCUAAAAAAAAAUCAGUGCAUUCCUCUGUGUAAUUCUGUCAUGUCUUAAAACUUGUUUUGGCUUAAUAUAUUAAUUUGUUUUGACAAUAAAAAUAUGUCAUACACACAA
This is a messenger RNA of Siniperca chuatsi (mandarin fish), 838 nucleotides long. RefSeq names its product polyubiquitin-like. Bases 174 to 641 code for a protein of 155 amino acids. The transcript is spliced from 2 exons. Gene Ontology annotation, molecular function: protein tag activity; ubiquitin protein ligase binding. Gene Ontology annotation, biological process: protein ubiquitination; modification-dependent protein catabolic process. The record is from RefSeq and is a predicted model, not a curated record. Gene Ontology annotation, cellular component: cytoplasm; nucleus. Lineage: Eukaryota; Metazoa; Chordata; Actinopteri; Centrarchiformes; Sinipercidae.